AUGUUUCCACCUGCCCGUCCAGUAACGGGUCCGACAAUGAACUAUGCCAUUGCGGCUACCGGCGUAUUCGCGUUGCUAUCCGCAAUAUACUGGUUUGUCAGGGGCCAGAAGCGCUUUAUGCAGGCCCUGGUGAAUGCGGAAAUCGAAUUCCCUGAAGCCAGGACGUCAAUUGAUCCGACUAAAUCGGACGUAUAA
Molecule: messenger RNA, 195 nt
Organism: Penicillium argentinense
Lineage: Eukaryota; Fungi; Ascomycota; Eurotiomycetes; Eurotiales; Aspergillaceae
Product: Choline transporter
Exons: 2
Coding region: 1-195 (64 amino acids)
Source: RefSeq, a predicted model, not a curated record